Culex quinquefasciatus (southern house mosquito) is the source of this 697-nucleotide messenger RNA. RefSeq lists its product as uncharacterized. Gene Ontology annotation, cellular component: BLOC-1 complex. The record is from RefSeq and is a predicted model, not a curated record. Lineage: Eukaryota; Metazoa; Arthropoda; Insecta; Diptera; Culicidae. The transcript has 4 exons. The coding region runs from base 163 to 615 and encodes 150 amino acids.
AAGAGAUGCUUGUUUUGUUAUUUACAUUGCUAUAAAGGAAUGAAUCAAACAUUAUUAUUAUUCUGAUAAAACAAUUCUGCAGUUUAUUUUGCCUUAUAAAAAAUAGUUCUGCAAUUCUGUGAUAUAAAUAGUUGCAACCAAACAAUUCUGAUUGUUAGAAAAAUGGAUUUAAAAACGCCCAACAUUGUACCCGGCGAAGCAUCGGAAACUGAUGACGAAGAGGAGGGAGAUGGCGUUAAGAUUGUAGUUAUCGAAAACGGGCCAAAUGCCCCGCCUCAAAUACAGCUCUCUCCCCAACGGAAGUCAUCUUUGGGAGAGGCAGAAGAAGCAUUCGAGCAACCUGCCGGAUCGGACGCAGAUAUUCGGCAACUGCAGUUGCAACAAAUUAUCAACGAACGCUGCAUUUCUCUUUUGAACGAGUUCAUUCACACGACGGCAGUUUCCGUUUCCAAACAGCUGGUAGAGACCGAUAAUUUGCUCAUGAAAUCACAGGUGGUGUUGCAAAACACAACAGUGACUGUUAAAAAAAUCAACGAUUCUACAGAGCAGGUCGCGUCGAAAUUACACGAUGUUCUUUCGUUUAAUUUUAUUCCGAAAAUUGAAAACCUGUGCUAGAGUAAGCCGAUCUUGAUUGCUGGACAUUUCGCCCAGUUAAGUGUACUGAAUUUUAAUUAAAAAAAUGUCUUCGAAUGAGUUU